This is a messenger RNA of Ilyonectria robusta, 2884 nucleotides long. Its product is annotated as putative polyubiquitin binding protein. The record is from RefSeq and is a predicted model, not a curated record. The transcript has 3 exons. The coding region runs from base 255 to 2588 and encodes 777 amino acids. Gene Ontology annotation, molecular function: ubiquitin binding. Lineage: Eukaryota; Fungi; Ascomycota; Sordariomycetes; Hypocreales; Nectriaceae. Gene Ontology annotation, biological process: proteasome-mediated ubiquitin-dependent protein catabolic process; ubiquitin recycling. Gene Ontology annotation, cellular component: cytoplasm; nucleus.
GCUCGGCUCAGCUCUAUCUACCAGCUUCCAUCACUCUCCUUUGUCCUCGGCCGAACGACCCAGGCACAGAAUCGCUUGGCUUGGCUUUGUUUACGCAACUCUCUAAACCAGUCCAUUACUCUCUGUCACAGCUCCUCUCCCCUCCCUCCUGGUCGACUCGCUCGUGGUUCCGUGCCACCUUGCGUUUGGACAUUCAUCUCCCCGCAUACAACAUCUGAACAUACAACACUCGUCAACUGAGUGUAGAGGCAACCAUGGUCGCCGACUUUAAGCUGUCGGCGCAAUUGGUCGGCCACGAAUCCGAUGUCCGAGCCGUUUCCUUCCCAUCCCCCGGCGUUGUUCUCUCCGCAUCCCGCGACUGCACCCUCCGCGUAUGGCGCCGCGCGCAAACAACACCCCCAAGCUUCGAUGCCACGCUACUGAGCCGCGGCUCUGAAUACAUCAACUCCGUCUCUUUCCUACCGCCCUCCAAGGACCGCCCAGACGGCCUCGUUAUAUCCGGCGGCAAGGACACCAUCAUCGAAGUCAAGUCCCCCAGCGCCACCUCUGCCGACAACGCCGAACGCCUUCUCGUUGGCCAUGCCCAUAACGUGUGUACUCUGGAUGUGGCCCCCGACGGCACAUACAUCGUGUCUGGCGGCUGGGAUGGCCAGGCCCGUGUCUGGAAUCCUACCAAGUGGGAGACGGAGCUGAUGCUGAGCGGUCACGAAGGCAUGGCUGUUUGGAACGUCGUGGCUUUCGAUGAGCACACUGUCGUGACGGGCUGUGCCGAUAAGAGCAUCCGCAUCUUCGACCUACGGAAAUCCACCGCUGGCGAGGUAGCGCCCCGUUCAACCAUCUACACCCCCGACGUCGUCCGCGCCCUCUGCCGGGUCCCCAAAAACCACCCUAGCGGUGCCGAUAUCGCGAGUGCCAGCAACGACGGCACCCUGCGUCUGUGGAAGCUCAACGGACAGCAGGUGGGCGAGCUUCAUGGACAUGACAGCUUCGUCUACAGCCUGACAAGCCUCCCCUCGGGCGAACUUGUCAGUGCCGGCGAGGACCGCACAGUGAGGAUAUGGAGGGGAACCGAGUGUGUCCAGACCAUCACCCACCCUGCCAUCUCCGUGUGGACUGUCGCUGCGAACCCCGAGACGGGUGACAUUGUCUCAGGCUCUAGCGAUGGCGCAGCUCGUGUUUUCACUCGUCGCCCAGAAGCAGUAGCCGACCAAGAGACGCUGAAGGAAUUCGAGGACUCCGUCAAGGCAUCUUCCAUCCCUCAGCAACAAGUCGGCGGCGUCAACAAGGAGAAGCUCCCCGGACCCGAGUUCCUCACCUCCAAGUCCGGCACCAAGGAGGGCCAGGUGCAGAUGAUCAAAGAAGACAACGGCUCUGUUACGGCGCACCAAUGGUCAGCAAGCCAGCAGCAGUGGAUCAACGUCGGCACCGUUGUCGACGCUGUAGGCAGCACGGGCAAGAAGGUUGAGUACAACGGUCAGUCGUACGACUACGUUUUCGACGUGGAUAUCGAGGACGGCAAGCCCGCUCUCAAGCUCCCAUACAACCUCUCCGAGAACCCCUACGAGCGCGCCACCAAGUUCCUCGGUGACAACGAGCUGCCCCUAACCUACCUCGACAACGUCGCCAACUUCAUCACCGAGAACACAAAGGGCGCCACUCUCGGCGCAGAUGCGGCACCGUCCGGCGGACCUGACCCCUACGGCACCGAGUCACGAUAUCGCCCAGGCCAGCCGACCGAGCCUCAGCAGCCCAAGGUCCUUCCCCAGAAGGAGUACCUGAACAUCUCAGCUGCCAAGUAUGAAGCCAUGUUCAACAAGAUCCUUACCAUCAACAAGAACAUGAUCUCCUCGGGCCGCAAAGAUGCUGCCUUCAACCCCGAAGAGGAGACCAUCCUUCGUGCCCUGCGUGAAUCCCUCGAGUCUUCAAAGCCCCUGCCCCCCAAAGCCCUCGGUCUCGUCGUCCGCCUCGUUACCCAGUGGCCCUAUGGCGACCGCCUCCCCGGCCUUGACCUCCUCCGCUGUGUGGCAAAGUUCCCGCUCGCCGCAGACGUCUCCGAUCCCCAACACGGUACUCUACUAGAUCUCGCCACCGCUGCGUCCGUCCCUAGCGGCGGCGAUGCUCCCAGUGAGAAUGCCGUCAUGAUGGGCCUGCGAACCCUCGCCAACCUCUUCUCCUCUGCCAACGGCCGCAGCGUCGUCAGCGCAAAUGCCGACAAGGCCAUCGGCUUCCUCGAGCGUGUCACGGGUAUCUCUGGUGGCGACCCCAUCGGCCCCUUUAACCGCAACGUUCUCAUCGCAGCCACCACCGUCGCCAUCAACCUCGCCGUCCUCGCGCACCGCGAGCGCCUCCUCGCGGUUGAGCAGCGCCGCCGCCUCGUCAUCGUCCUCGGCGCCGUGCUCAACAAGGACCAAUCCGACUCCGAGGUCCUCUACCGCGCUCUCGUCGCUCUCGGUACAGUCCUCUCCGCCUCGAACCAAGAGUCGGCAAACCUCGGCGUGGCUGGCUGGAUCCAGGCCGCCGCCGCUCGCUCCUCCGAAGACCGCGUCAAGGCCGUCGCCGCGGAGUGCUCCAAAGUCGCCCCGCGAUGAAACGCCCACUUCCUCAUAACCAAAACGAUGCCAAGGGGGACAGCGGCUGACGAAAUCAGAUGGCCGACACGUGCGACAGUGUGAUUGUGACGAGGAACCCCGUUGUCCGUCACGGCGCUUACGCCGAAUUGCGAGCGUGUCGUCACACCCCGGGAAAGGGACCUGCCGGAUCGAAUCCCCACUCCGGCCGGCAAUACGGGAUUGUCGCCCACCUAUUUUAUUUGGUUCCUUGCAUAGGCUCGGGCCGGACGGCAGAGAGAAGAGAGAUGGAGCAGCAUAGUGUGGAGCAUAACGCA